This is a messenger RNA of Guyanagaster necrorhizus, 1741 nucleotides long. RefSeq lists its product as uncharacterized. The transcript has 6 exons. The annotation marks the transcript as partial. The record is from RefSeq and is a predicted model, not a curated record. NCBI's taxonomy places the organism in Eukaryota, Fungi, Basidiomycota, Agaricomycetes, Agaricales, Physalacriaceae.
CAUGAAUCGACUUGUCCCUGUCAUUGAUCUGCCUGUUGGCAGCAAACCGAGAUGGGAAGUUGAAAAACACGACGGUGAUGAAGAUCUAAAGAGUGUAUCCGAAAGUUUUGUUCUUUGCCAGUCUCUUCGGCAAUCGCGAGAUCGUUGGUUGUCUUUCUUCCCAAAGUUCUCCAGCCGAUCACGCGGUGGGAAGACUGCCGACAUUAGCCCACCUACACACACCAUCCAGAGCAGAGGAACAUGCGACCUCGAAGUUGGGCCCCACAUCUUUCCUGGAACGACUUUCUUAGAAGUCCAUUAUCUUUCCUCCCAGCCUCAGCCUCAAUCACAGGCUUCUCAGUCGUACCAGCCGUAUCAAUCAAUUGGUUCUAGCAGUGCCCCUUGGACAUCUUACGGGAAUUCUUACACUACUAAUGCCCCCAAAACACCACCUCCUCAGCCUAAUGACUCCCAGUCAUCAGCGCCGUUAUUGUCCUCCCUGAGUUCAGUUACAAUCAUAACACCGGCCUUGAUACACCAAGUCAAUUCUGCUGCAUCGUCUAAUCCAACUCUUGCCAACCUGCUCCAACUAGCAGCCGCCGGAAAAGCUAGUCCAGAUCAGCUGCAGACACUGGGCUUGCUCAUUCAAUCUCUGGCUCAUUCGCCUGCUGUAAUAUCACAGAAUGUCAUGCCACUGCCGCCACAUCCACCCCCGCCAGCAAAAGAAUUCGAUAUCGUUUUCGAAUUCCAGGAGACUUCAUCUGAACGAUGGAUAUUGCCCAGGGGUCGGGCUGUCUGUGAAAGAAAGAUCGAUAGCGGUGUGACAGAUACGGCCUACGAUAUCAUGAUUACUACAUAUCUUUCGCCCAUGUCGGAUUCUACAGUAGCAGCGACGCCCACUGAUGAUAAAGGAGAAGUGGUGACAUUUCGGCUGAUAAAAGCUCCUUUAUCACUAUGGGAUAUGGUGUCACGCUGGGGAGGUGGUGAAGAAAAGAUGAGAGAGAGUCGAGUCUUUUUGGAUGAACUGAUGAAGAACAGGCCACAUAGAUCGUACCUCGGUCACCAGCUAUCACCAGGGUCUCUCUUAACUCAGUUACAAAAUGCAAACACAUCUUCGUACACUAUGAAGCUAUUGAAGCCCAGUCAAUCAUCAGGGACUCGGUCAAGACGCAAACCAGCGCAGCGAAAGUCUUCAACAGUCACUAUACCUGCAAAUACUCCAGCUGUUUCACCUAUGCAAGGGAUCCACCCCAACCCUUUGUUAUCCGCUCCUUCUACUGGUCCUCCGGUCCCCACACCGUCUCCAGCGCCCGUUCAUGUGCCUGCGCCUGCGCCUGGACCCAAGCCUCCAAAACGACCUCGGAUGACAGCUCCGAGACCCGUUGCACAACUUCCCCAAAUUAGGUGCAUGUCUUGUGGUCAAACCGAUGUUCCUCUCAUUCUUGGUGGAAGAUUCUGUCGCCCUUGCGUUGAUGGAGGAAAGGCUAAUCUUGAGAUUCCCUCAGCGCGGUACCCAACACCAUCCCGCCCGUAUUAUCCUAGAAUUCCCCCCCAGCCUUUUGUGCCACCUAGUUCGUCUACGUACAGGGCCUCACCGCUUGGAGCGAACCAUGUUGCGUCUCCGAAUACCACCAGUACACCGAUACAUUCCGAGCCUCAAGAACCGAUAAGCUAGCUCAUAUUUAUUUCUUAACUACUGUAUAAUACUUGUACAUUCUCCGUAUAAAUAAAUAUUGCAAAGCAAUGCGAAAACCCCAGUGUU